CACAGCUUGCCCAGGUGGGAUCCAGAGCCUCGGCCUCAGGAUGUUGCCAACCUUACUGCCUUUGUUGCUGCUACUUUUCCUGCCCCACCGGGCCCUUUGUAGUCAGGAAACUUCAGAGGGCCUGCAGGGCCUCCACAUGCUCCACUUCUCCUACUUCCGCAAUCCCAACCACGUGUGGUACCAGGGCAACGCGUCGCUGGGGGGGCACCUGACUCACAAGCUGGAAGGCCUCGGCACCAACGCCACAUUCCUCCAGCUGCAGCCCCUGCAGGAUCCCGAGAGCUGGGCGUUCACCGAGAGGCUCCUGCAGCAGUACCUGAAGCGCUUCCAUGGCCUCGUGAUGCUGGUGCAUCGGGAGCGGCAUGUGGCCUUUCCUCUAACGAUCCGCUGCUACGCGGGCUGCGAGCUGCUACCAGAGGACUCCAAGGCCCGCGUCUUCUUUAAUGUGGCUGUGAAUGGGAGCUCCUUCAUGAGUUUCCAACCAGAGACAGCCCUGUGGGUGGCUGGCUCCUCGAACCCUUCCCAGGUGGCCACCUACACCAUGAAGCAGCUCAAUACCUACAACCAGACUCGGUACGAACUGCGGGAGUUCCUGGAGGACACGUGUGUGCAGUACGUGCACAAACACUUGGCUGGGGGAAAUCUGAAAGGGAGCCAAACGGGGCGCUCCUAUACUUCACUAGUCCUGGGUGUGCUGGUGGGCAGUUUCAUCAUCGCUGGCGUGGCCAUGGGCAUCUUCCUGUGCACAGGUGGACGGCGGCGCUGCUAGUGACUGUCCAGCAUCACCCCCCAAAAGAACUGGAUUUGUAUGUGGGGGGUUGCUAGCAAAGGAAGGUCUCACUCAGCUCACUGUGAAGCCAGAUUCCCCGGCUGGAACACCCUCUCCCAGGAGGUUGGAAGUGGCCAUUCCAUUCUUUUCUUUUCCCAGAUCUGCCAGUUUGGGAAGAGGGGGUAGGAGGCUAACUAGACAAAGGACCUGGAUGUCUAAUAACCUGGGAAUGUGCAUGUUUUGCCUGAAUUGCUCUGAGAACUGAAUGCUUAUCUGACUUCUGUGGAAAGCACGAUAGAGUUGGGGCAGGGAGGGGAGUGCAUCCCAUCCUCCAAAGACAGAUGGGAUCACCUGAGGCAUUCAAAACAUGUAACCAAGGAAAACAAAUUGUCCACAACCAAAACAAACAACAUUCACAGCUGCCAGGUGUGUUUGUCCAUGGUGUAACAGGGACAGAAGAAGAGGCAGGAGCAUUUCUGAAUGUGUACAAUCCAAGUCAUAGGGAAUCAGCAAAUCAUUCUUUAAUAACAUCAAUACAUUCUUUAUGUCAUUGGCGUUAUUUCCCUUACUUGGCAAACUUCUGGAAAGGCGGCCCGUACCCUUCACUUGCACCUCCCAGCUCCCACUCCUGCUCCCUCUUCAAUCCCCUUCUCUGUAAACUACUCAAAGGUCCCUAGCAAACUCUGAUUGUCAUGAGAUCUGCAAUUGGGUAGGCUAGAAUUCCCUUUGCACCCUAACUUCUGAGAUCCUUCUGGGAUGUAUAAACCUAUUCUGGCUGCUUGUUUCAAUCCCUUUGUUACUGGACUCCGUUUGCCUUGGAAGAUGGAACUCCAUUUCUCAGCCCCUUUAGUUUGCUCUUUGAACUCUAGACCUUAUCUGUGGAACCUACUGACUUCCCUGGCUUCAAAUACUGCCUCUCCGGGGUGGUUUUCCUGGAGAAGCAAUAUCACUUUAUUUUUUGUUUGUUUUUUAUUAUCACUUUAUUUUUAAGAGCAUGUGCUUUGCCAUGACUUUCAAGUCUUACUUCUCUGAGCCAAAUGUUUCAUUUCUUUUAGUCUCAGUUUCUUCAUUCAUAAAAAGUAUAAUAGAAAAAUACACAGAAGAUAUAAGAAAAACAAUACCUCAUUGAGGUGCUGUAAGAAUUAAAUAUGUAAGAUGAUAAGUGUUUACUUAAUAACUAUGAGGGAGAUUCAAAAAGGUCAUGGAAAAUGUGAAAUUAGAAGGUAAGAUGGGAGGUUGGUGUUCUGGCAUAGCAGGUAGCAGCUUUACCUGCUAUGCCAGUAUUGCAUCUUGGUUCUGGUUUGUAUUUCAACUGCCCUACAGGGGAGACCUGAAUUGAAUUCUGAGUUCAUGGCUACAGCCUGGCCCAGUCCUGGGUGUUGUAGGCAUUUAGGGAAUAUUUAGUUUAGAAGGAUGAUUUCUCUUCUCUCCCUCUCUCUCUCUUUCUCUAUCCUUCCUCCUCCCCACCCCUCAAAUGAAAUUACAAAUACAUUUUGAAAAUAAAACGUAGGGCUUGGCACAAUAGCCUAGUGGCGAAAGUCCUUGCCUUGCAUGCGCUGCAAUCCCGUAUGAGUG
Molecule: messenger RNA, 2344 nt
Organism: Ochotona princeps (American pika)
Lineage: Eukaryota; Metazoa; Chordata; Mammalia; Lagomorpha; Ochotonidae
Gene: PROCR
Product: protein C receptor
Exons: 4
Coding region: 41-769 (242 amino acids)
Biological process (GO): negative regulation of coagulation
Molecular function (GO): signaling receptor activity
Source: RefSeq, a predicted model, not a curated record